AUGGACGGAGCAUUAGGAGAAUUUUCAAGAACACUCAUUUCAAGUUUAGUUCCAACUAUUUCAAUUCAAUUAUUUUAUAAUAAUUUUAAAAGACGUUUAUUACUUCAUACUACAUCAUUAAGUAAAGUUGAAUUAAUUUCAAGUAUAAUUUGUUUCAUUGUACCUAUAUUGAUUUUCGUUUCGUCAACAUACUUAAAAAGUAAUGAUUUAUUUCAUGAUAAUUAUAGACACCUUAGAACAAUUGGAUUAAAAUAUUUUGGAUAUGUAUUAAUUCCAAUUUUAUCAAUCUUGAUUUUAUUUUAUUUAAAUUCAUCAACAAAUAGAGAUUCAGAUUAUCAAAUUUCAAGAACCAAUGCUUCCAUCACAUCAACUAUAUUUCUUAUAAACUCAUUAAUAAUAAUAAAUAAUUCGAUGGAAUUAUAUAAAUUUAAAUAUUUAAUAUUAUUAUGUUUAGAUUUUAAUAAUAGAUCAAAUCUUUGGAAAUUUUUAAAAUUUGCAAUUAUUGGUGCUUUUACAAGAGCUUUUUAUUUUGGAAUUAAACACUAUCUUGAACUUAAACAAACUAGUUGGAUUUUUGAAAAAGAUUUACCAAUUGAAGGAUUUUGUUUUAUUACUAAAUAUUUAAUUGAUCAGUUUUAUUUUUUUAAGAAUAUGACGGGAUUGAUAUAA
Messenger RNA from Lodderomyces pseudojiufengensis, 669 nucleotides. RefSeq lists its product as uncharacterized. NCBI's taxonomy places the organism in Eukaryota, Fungi, Ascomycota, Pichiomycetes, Serinales, Debaryomycetaceae. The transcript has a single exon. The record is from RefSeq and is a predicted model, not a curated record. Bases 1 to 669 code for a protein of 222 amino acids.